This is a messenger RNA of Ectocarpus sp. CCAP 1310/34, 969 nucleotides long. The record is from the annotation of a GenBank genome assembly. NCBI's taxonomy places the organism in Eukaryota, Phaeophyceae, Ectocarpales, Ectocarpaceae.
AUGCGAAGUCUGCGAGAUGUUUGGCCUCUGUCGAGGCUCGCAUUGGCUGCGUGUGUUACACUAAAUGUGGGCCAUACUCUUCCGGAGCUGUCGCUGUCCACACCUACAUGCUGGGUGUUUACCCACAAUAACAAGGCUGGGGGCACAACUGUCAAGACGCACCUGAGAAACUAUGCCGAGUCACGGAAUGAAACGGUUGCGUUGUGCCACAGUGAUUGGUACGCUCGCGGCGAUAAAGGAAUCCAGGAUCUUCUGAACGACAAGCCCGUGCUGAUCGCGGGAGGAUACGCCGAGGGUCUGCGGACUAGCGCUUUUCAAGGGUGUAAAUGGUUCACCAUGAUGCGGCACCCCAUUGCUCGACUCAUUUCGGCCUUCUACUACUGCAGCGGAGGUAAUCGUGACCAAUUGUGCGCGGCAAACAUUCACAAACCGGAAGACGGUGACAUCUACGACUUCGCCAAGCACUGGGGCAACUAUGCCCUUCUACAGUUCGCGCUUGGUGUAGUAGAUCAACAUGAGAUUUUCGCUGAAGAAGUGGACGCCCCUGCUUGGUUCAAGGCUAAAUUGUACUUCGAGGGCCGGCUUGGAUAUCCCGGAAACAUGUCGACUGCAACAAACCGUACGACGCACGACGAGUGGCAGAGUGUGUGGAUACCAGACAUUCUCCAGCCAGUCGAGGAACUGCUGAGGUCAAACUACGCCGCUGUUGGGAUUUUAGAGCAUUGGCAGAGAAGCAUGAUGUUGUUCGACCACGCCUUGGAGAUACCUGGUUUCAAUUGGACGGUCGCUUCAGCCUCCUUAUCGCCACGAAAGAGUCAGAACAAGAUCGUCGAGAAAAAGGCUAUGCUGGCCGCAGCAAUGACGGAUCCGGUUUUGAGGCAGUACGUGUGGCUCGAUCUGCUCUUGUAUGAGUAUGCCUGCAGCUUGCACGAGGAGCAGCUCAGACGAUACGAUUUGGCGUUGGACUGA